Silurus meridionalis is the source of this 4766-nucleotide messenger RNA. RefSeq names its product inter-alpha-trypsin inhibitor heavy chain family member 6 (gene itih6). The transcript has 16 exons. NCBI's taxonomy places the organism in Eukaryota, Metazoa, Chordata, Actinopteri, Siluriformes, Siluridae. Gene Ontology annotation, molecular function: serine-type endopeptidase inhibitor activity. The coding region runs from base 142 to 3609 and encodes 1155 amino acids. The record is from RefSeq and is a predicted model, not a curated record. Gene Ontology annotation, biological process: hyaluronan metabolic process.
GCCUGCGCACAGACCUGGAUGACUUGGAGGGAUUUACGCACUGCAAACACGAAAACCCAGCACAUUUUCUUCACACAAUGCUUCAUGUGUGGGUUGGAUGAAGCUGACGGAGGCUGAACAGACCCAUUAGAGUGAAUAAUAAUGAUGAUAAAUGCGUACGGGAUCACGGCGAUGCUGCUCGUGGUGUGGGUUGGAGGAGCAGAGGAGUUCGGGACGCGGAAAGACGCACGACGCGCCGCUUUUACGAGAUUACGGCGUCAAAGCAACACACAUAAACCUUCACUCAAGAUCACAGAUUACCAUGUCAGAUGCACCGUCAUCUCCCGAUAUGCUCUCACCACAGUCGAGAGCACAGUCUGGAACCAGCUCCAUUUCACCAAAGAGGCCGCGUUCGAGGUUGACCUGCCUCCCACAGCCUUCAUCUCCAACUUUACCAUCACAUCUAACGGCAAAGUCCAUGUGGCCGAAGUGAAGGAGCGAGCUGUUGCCAGGAAGAUCUACGAUGACGCCAAGAAGCAGGGGAAAACAACAGGACUUGUUGCCACCAAGGAGCGGGAGAUUGAGAGGUUUCGAGUGGCUGUCAGCGUGCCUCCUGGGGUCCGUAUGCACUUUUCCCUGAUGUAUGAGGAGCUACUGACAAGACGAUUCGGGCGCUAUGAGCUGGCUUUGGGCCUCAGGCCUGGGCAACCUGUGCAGAAUCUUUCUGUAGACGUUAGAAUAUCGGAGAGGACUGAAAUUAACUUCAUCAAAGUGUUACCGCUCAGGACCAGUCGCCUGCUCACCAACAUUGACCAAGCUGAGCCCAACGCACCCCCCUCCACUCAGGUGCAGCAGAACCUACACUGUGUUCACAUUCAUUACAACCCCAGCCAGCAGCAACAGAGGACCAUCUCCCCCAAAGGCGUCAAUGCAGACUUUGUUCUCCAGUAUGAUGUUGAGCAAAGAGAUCUCAUGGGAGACAUUCAGGUCCACAACGGCUUCUUUGUUCACUUCUUUUCGCCAAGGGACCUUCCAGUUGUUUCGAAAGACAUUAUUUUCGUCAUUGAUAUCAGCGGGUCUAUGAUCGGCACAAAGAUCAAGCAGACUAAGACAGCGAUAUCUACAAUUCUGGGUGACCUGCGUGAGGGUGACUACUUCAAUAUAAUUACUUUUUCGGAUAAAGUGCAGAUUUGGAAGAAAGGGUGCACCGUGCUGGCCACACAGCAGAACAUACGGGAUGCUAGGGAAUUUGUGAAGAAAAUCGUUGCGGAUGGCUGGACAAACAUCAAUGCGGCUCUUCUUUCAGCAGCACAGCUGAUUAAACCUUCUUCAUCCAGUGAUAGCGAGUUCUCAUCACCACGACGAGUUCCCAUGAUCAUUUUUCUGACCGAUGGAGAGGCUACAAUUGGAGUGACUGCACAAGAGGUCAUACUCCAUAAUGCUCAGAAUGCACUGGGUUCAGUCUCUUUAUUUGCCCUGGCAUUCGGAGAUGAUGCAGAUUUUCCUCUACUUAAAAGGCUGGCUUUGGAGAACCGUGGCAUGGCACGGAUGGUAUAUGAAGAUUCUGACGCCGCAGUCCAGUUAAAGGGUUUUUUUGAUGAGGUAGCGAGUCCACUACUGUCAGAUAUUCAGCUUUCCUACCUUGAUGACCAAGCAUAUGAUGUCACAUUGGCCCUUUUCCCCAACUAUUUCCAAGGCUCGGAGCUGAUAGUCACUGGGAAGGUCAAGCCAGACAUACAGGAUCUGAAAGUUUCAUUGACAGCAAGUGGCACAAAGCAGAAGUUGAAGGUAGAAAGUGAGUUUGUACUGGACAAGCUUGAAGUAAAUGACACUUCAGCAUCACUGGGCUGUACCUUGGAGCUGCAUGGCAUCGCUAACUUUGUGCAUCGCCUCUGGGCCUAUUACACUAUCAAAGAGCUUUUGCUGGCUAAACUCAACAGCUCAGAUCCAUUAGUACAACGCUUGUUAGCAGAGAAGGCCACCAACCUUUCAUUAAAAUAUAAUUUUGUUACUCCAGUCACCUCGUUGGUGGUGGUUAAACCAGAUAUUGAUGAGUCAGCUCAAACCACCAUCUCUACAACCAAUACUACACCCAAGCCUGUCACUACUGCUACAACAGCAAGUAUAAUGACCACACCUACACAAACUUCAAGUACCAAAAUCACAUCUACUGCCUUGGUCAAAAAACUAGGCAAACCUCUAAAGCCUAGCAAGUCUUCUCUUUCCAAACCCUUUCGAACAGACCUGCCUAUUCCUGGACAUCCAGUAAAUACUUCUUUUCAAGACAAAAAGACUGCACCCGCAUCACCCAAGAGUACAACAAUAUUACCACACAACACAUCUGCACACAUUUUGAGCAAAGCUCCCACUAUUCCCACCAGCUCAUUAAGAACUGAUGCUCCCACUUUCCUCUCACUCAAUUCCACCAGCACAGCUUUUGCUACUUUCAAGAGUUCAGUCACACUGCCCAAUAUGGCUGAAACAACAGCACCACCCAGCUCAGGAAAACAUCAAAUCCAGCCUCUGGAGAAACCCAGAUUCUUGUCUGACAUUGACAAUGUUGCCACACCAGACUUUCACAAGGUUUCUUUGACAAACGCUUCACCCGAAGCUCCUGAACAGGAAAUAAACAUCUCCACUCUUGUGGCUGCCUCCUUUGCCCCUAUGCCAGGCAUGACAAAUGCACCCAGUCUGUGGGAAGCUACUGGGGUUUUAGAUGUCUCUACAGCCAUCCUGACGAAAGAGUAUGACGUCUCAUAUGAGUACGACACUGACACCGACUCCGACACUGACACCGACUACAUCGUCCAUUACGAUUCUUCCUCACCAGAUGAUACAGAUAUCAUAAGUUCUGUAGGAAUCUUCUCCUCCUCAGUGGAUGGAGACCCCCAUUUCGUUGUCACGCUCCCAAAGACACAUGAAAAUCUGUGUUUUACUGUUGAUGGUGAGGCCAAUGAUGUGUUUCGUCUUCUAGAGGAUCCAGUCAGAGGCAUUACAGUGAAUGGCCAUUUGGUGUUGGCUCCUCCCAAGAUUGGACUCGAGAACCGCACUCGCACCUUCUUCGACAAGAUAACCAUCAUUCUUUCCAAAAGUGACAUAAGAAUCACCUUCACUAUACAUGAAGUGGUAGUAAAGGGAGAAGGGCUUGCAAAGUUGCCUACCAGACAAAAUGGAUCUGUGACACUCCCAGGCUUGAAGAUUGUGCUUGAUGGACACCAGAGCUGUUGGAUCGAGCUCGGAAAAGGUGUAACAUUCCUGGUUCUGAUCCAUCGAUACAGUCACCCCACCUAUUUCCAGAUGGAGCAUCUAGGAUUCUAUGUAUUCGAUGGUGUGGGCUUGUCUUCUUUAACGCAAGGUCUACUCGGCCAGUUCCAGCACAGCACCAUGGAGGUGGUGAGGAUAGACAGACAUGCUGCCAUGUUCCAUCACGGCCAGAUAAGCAGCAACAGCACUCUGAAUUUUGGAUUACUCAAGAAAGGGGAUGAAUAUAUUCCAGUCACGUUACAGGAUAAGACGUUGAAGGACACGCUAAUUAAGCACCACUUGACCCAGUGCUGGGUGGUGCCUAAGGUGGAAGUGGAGCGGCUCCUGGAGCAGCCUUACCAAAGCUAUUUAGUGGAUGACUUUUAAAUUCCUGGCAACAUUUUAAAGGUCUUGUCUUUUCAUUAGACACAGAGGCCAAACAAGAGUAUUGGACACCACAGUGCAAAGGUGACCUGUUUACUUGCAGCUAAUACAUAAGCAUUGAGAGUGUACAGUAAGAAAAAGUGACUGUGGAAAGUAUAGAAAAUGUGACAAGUCAGUCAGAAGAAUCCAGGAGUUAAAUCAGGAUGCACUCAAGAUGAGAAGCUACAGUUGUAGAUGACCAGCAAAUAAUCCUUCAAUAAGUCACCAUUUAUGGUGCUGAUUUUGUUUCAGGAAAUAAUAAAUGUAUAUAAAUUUACAUUUCAAAAUCAAGGAUUAUGUAUUGAUUCUAGUUGAUUGGUAAAGCCUACUGUUAUAGUGGUACAUGUGCACAAAAUAAUUCAUUAAAUAUGUAUUUUUUAAAGAGCGGUACUCAAUCCAAGAUGAAUUUCCUUUUAAAAAAAAACAAAAGCCAUAUGUAUUUUCAGCAUUUUAUUCACAUUUGAUUUUUUAUUUUUUUUUUCAUUCAUUGCACAAGACUGCUCAAACACUUGUGAUAAAGUCACAUUUUAGUCAUCAACUGUUUCACGUCCAUAUGCCAGUGUUAAGUUUUUAGUUGCAUGACACACAUACAGGAAAAUAAAUAAAGUGCAAAAUAAUAUCGAAACAGCUACUCGAGUUCAACGAAAACAAAAGACAGUAGGUCAUUUCAAUAAGAGCUACGUUCACCAAUAAGAUUAAUGCUAUUUGAUCCAGUUUCCAGUGUUACAUUUUUUUUUUUGUUGUUGGUCAGUAAGUAAGACACAUGGAGGAAAGAAGAUGAAGUGGAACCACUGUGUGUGCUUAUAGUAGCAUAGUAUUCAAAAAGAGAUGUCCACCAAAGUGGGAAUGCAAAAUAAACACACAAACCCAAAAAAAUAAAGAUAAAGAAAGAGCACUUUUUGAGAACAACAACAACAAAAAAAAAGAAGGAAAGUGUUGGUCAUUACACAGGAAAAAAUCUGGAAUUCUGUGUGUAAUUCAACAAAUGAAUGUUAAGUCUCGAAAAUAGUGUUUGAGGUUUAAGCAGAAAUCAUUGAUAUGGCUGGAGAAGCGGAGGAAUGACACGAGGAACCGCUCCAGCAUGAUCAGAAGGAUACGAGGGGAAGAAGAGAACACACAAC